AUGUAUGGCGCAUUGGAUUCAGGGACAUGCAAGAACAUGGUGAAAUGUCUCAUGGAUAACCCUGGGGAGGUGAAUAAAGCAGACUGGUCCUCUGCAAUCGUCAUGCUCGGCCUAACGCCAACCAUCCUCGGGGGACUCAGCCCUACGCUAGAACAAAAGGCUAAAAUGUGCUGGGAAAAUCCUAUUCUAGGGUUCCUAUGUGUUCUUGGAGCUCCCUCGAGUCCAUUUUCGAGGCCUUGGGAAAGGCUAGACAAAGUGCCAAGUCGCCACUUUGGUAGUAGGGCUCUCCUCCCCAAGCACCCGGCAUCUCUAGCGGCAAUAACACUUAAAUAUCUACUUGCAAGUGCGGCAGCUGCCAAUGUCCUUCAGAAUGCGAUCAUGCUGGGUCAACAGACUAUUCUCAGCUGGAAAUGUACCUGGGCGUACCUCGAGAUUGCUUGGGUCUUUCUGGCUCUUGUGCCACUUUUGUUCGCAAUCGGGAGUGUGUACUUCGAAGGAAUACAUGCCGGGAAACAAAAUCGCCAAUCUAAUAUUCUUGACUCGCUAGCAAAUACUCUUGCUGCGGGGCAUGUCGUCUUUGGCACUGUGGUUCUCUCUGCGGUGCUUUUUAUUGGUACGCUUGAUGCGUUGGGGGUGUUUGCGAGGUUUGCCGCUUCGGCUCUCAUCUGCCAGCUUAUCACGGUACUGGAUUCCGAUGAGAAUGAGGUGGUUAGAGAGAUGCCGCUACCCCUUCAACAGGCCAAUCACGCUGUGGUUGAUGGUAGAAGGUGGAACAAGUAA
Penicillium brevicompactum is the source of this 780-nucleotide messenger RNA. RefSeq lists its product as uncharacterized. The record is from RefSeq and is a predicted model, not a curated record. The coding region runs from base 1 to 780 and encodes 259 amino acids. The transcript has a single exon. NCBI's taxonomy places the organism in Eukaryota, Fungi, Ascomycota, Eurotiomycetes, Eurotiales, Aspergillaceae.